GAAAGGGCUUAUCUCUCUGUGUGACCAACUUACCAAAACGGCUCCUUUGUGAAACACAAAACAUCGAGUUAACCCAAGGAACGGAGGGAGCCAUGGCGGGCCUGCUACUGCCACACUCGCCACACUGCUUCCAUGGACGCAAAUUUCUGGACCCAUUUCCCUCUUCCUCAAUCUUAUUUCCUAAACCAUCCCUCCCAACCCGCAUUAGGGACAGUGUUCAUCAUCGCUUCCUUACAGGAACGCUAGCUCUACUCUCUCCUAGUAUCUUGUUCUGCAGCAACAAUAGAUUGACUGCAGUACAUGGCAGUCAGUUUAGCACAAGAACAAAAUCAGCAUCGGUACAGCCUGUGACUGAGGAAUUGGAGGAAAAUAAGUCCAAAGAUCCCCUUGUCAGCGGGGAUUCUAUUCGACGUCGAUUCCUUGAUUUCUAUGCUUCCCAUGGCCACAAGAUUCUUCCAAGUGCUUCUCUUGUGCCAGAUGAUCCUACUGUUCUAUUGACAAUUGCAGGAAUGGUUCAGUUUAAGCCAAUAUUCCUCGGAAAAGUAUGUGAACCUAGAUAGAUUUAUGAAGUCAUCAAAGGACAUCACUAAGAACCUUUAAUUCUUAUGCUAUCUGAUGAGAUUGCUAACAUAUAAAUGGCACAAUCUACAUUUUGGAGAUCACUAUUAAAUAAACUAGGAAAGAAAGCUGUUAAAAGACAUGAUUCUUGUUGAAGUUAACAGUUAAAGCUUAGGCCAACAAAACUGAUCCUGACUGAUAUUAUUACCUUUGAGCUUGUAACACAUUGCCCUUUUCUUCAAGUGUAUUUCUGCUUACAUAAUCAGGCUUCCUGCUCUUUUUGUGGAAAUUUGAAGAUUAAGUCUUAGAUUGCCCAUGCUGGCUUUCAUGUUCAGAGUCCUAGACAAGUACCUCGUGCCACUACUGCACAAAGGUGCAUACGUACAAAUGAUGUGGAGAAUGUUGGCAAAACAGCACGACAUCACACUUUUUUUGAGAUGCUGGGAAACUUCAGUUUUGGAGAUUACUUCAAGAAGGAAGCAAUAAAAUGGGCAUGGGAGCUUUCAACUGUGGAAUUCAGGCUCCCAGCUGAAAGAUUAUGGGUAAGUGUGUAUGAAGAUGAUGAUGAAGCAUUUAAAAUAUGGCAAGAUGAGGUGGGUGUUCCUGUUGAGCGUUUAAAGAGAAUGGGUGCAGAUGACAACUUUUGGGCAAGUGGUCCUACUGGUCCCUGUGGCCCUUGUUCUGAAAUUUAUUAUGAUCUCCAUCCUGAAAGGGGAAAUUCUGCAACGGAUCUUGGGGAUGAUACCAGAUUUAUAGAGUUCUACAAUCUGGUCUUCAUGCAGUACAAUAGGAAGGAUGAUGGAUCACUUGAACCCUUAAAGCAAAAGCAUAUAGAUACAGGUCUUGGGCUGGAGCGAAUGGCUCGCAUCCUUCAGAAGGUUCCCAACAAUUAUGAGACUGACUUGAUUUAUCCCAUUAUAGAGAAGACCUCAGAAUUGUCUGGUGUCUUCUAUGCUCUUGCAGAUGAGCAGACGAAAUUGAACUUAAAAAUUAUUGGAGACCACUUACGUGCAGUUGUAUAUCUCUUAGCAGAUGGUGUGGUUCCAUCGAAUAUUGGUAGAGGUUAUGUGGUUAGACGGCUUAUCAGAAGGGUUGUUCGAACUGGCAGGUCUCUUGGUAUAAAUGGGAAUGUAGAGGGUAACCUUGAAGGAGCAUUUUUGCCCAUCAUUGCACAGAAAGUAAUAGAAUUAAGCACCCAAAUAAAUCCAGAUGUCAAGGUUAGAGCAGCCUUUAUUGUAGAGGAGUUGAAAAGAGAAGAACUUCGUUUUGUGCUGACACUAGAGAGAGGAGAAAAAUUGCUUGACCAAAUGCUAAUGGAUGCACUGUCUUGUGCUCAAGAAAAUGGAACUACCCCUUGGUUGUCUGGACAGGAUGCAUUUCUUUUAUAUGACACGUAUGGCUUUCCAGUGGAGAUAACAACAGAAGUGGCUCAAGAACGUGGUGUCACCAUAGAUAUGAAGGCUUUUGAUGCUGAGAUGGAAAAUCAAAGGCGUCAAUCUCAGGCAGCCCACAAUGUUGUUAAACUUUCAGCUGAAGAUGGUGCCAGUCUUGGAAAAGAUGUUCCUGAUACUGAAUUUAUAGGAUAUGACAAUCUUUCUGCUCGAGCAGUAGUUGAAAGCCUCCUGGUAAAUGGAAAGCCUGUGAUACAGGUUUCUAGAGGAAGUGAUGUCGAGGUUUUGCUGGAUCGAACACCAUUUUAUGCUGAGUCAGGUGGCCAAAUUGGAGAUCAUGGUUUUCUUUAUGUUAGUGAAGAAAACCAAAAUGGCACUAUUGUAGAGAUCAAGGAUGUCCAAAAAUCUCAGGGCAAUAUAUUUGUUCACACUGGAACUGUCAGAGAUGGGAUUCUAGAAGUUGGAAAAGAAGUGGAAGCUGCCGUAGAUGCAAAACUAAGGCAGCGAGCUAAGGUUCAUCAUACUGCUACCCAUUUGUUACAAGCUGCACUUAAGAAAGUAAUUAGCCAGGAAAUAUCACAAGCGGGUUCAUUGGUGGCUUUUGAUCGUCUCAGGUUUGAUUUUAACUUCCACCGUGCUCUUCAUGAUAAUGAGCUUAAAGAAAUUGAAGAACUUAUCAAUAGAUGGAUUGAGGAUUCAACACUUCUUCAAACAAAAGUGAUGCCUCUCACGGAUGCAAAAGAAGCUGGUGCCAUUGCAAUGUUUGGGGAAAAAUAUGGCGAAGAGGUCCGUGUUGUAGAGGUUCCAGGUGUGUCUAUGGAACUUUGUGGUGGGACCCAUGUCAGUAAUACUUCAGAAAUACGUGUCUUUAAAAUAAUCUCAGAGCAGGGGAUUGCAUCUGGAAUCAGACGAAUAGAAGCUGUUGCUGGGGAAGCAUUUAUUGAAUACAUCAAUAGCAGGGAUUCCCACAUGAAGAACUUAUGUUCCAUGCUCAAAGUCAAAGCUGAAGAAGUAACAACCAGGGUAGAAAAUCUCAUAGAGGAGCUGAGACUGGCAAGAAAUGAAGUCUCUGCUAUGCGUGCUAAAGUGGCAGCCUAUAAAGCAUCAAUAAUUGCAAGCAAGGCCUUCCCUGUAGGAACCUCACAGAAGAUAAGGGUACUGGUUGAGUCCAUGGAUGAUAUUGAUGCUGAUUCUCUAAAAGGUGCAGCUGAACAUCUGAUUGAUACACUACAAGAUCCAGCAGCUAUAAUCCUGGGCUCCUGUCCAGGUGAAGGGAAAGUGAGUUUAGUUGCUGCAUUCACUCCAACAGUGGUUGGUCUCGGUAUUCAGGCAGGAAAAUUUAUAGGUCCUAUAGCUAAGCUGUGUGGUGGAGGAGGUGGUGGCCGACCCAAUUUUGCUCAAGCAGGUGGAAGAAAGCCUGAGAAUCUGCCAAGUGCACUACAAAAGGCUCGGGAAGAUCUUGUCUCGCUUCUAGCUGAAAAAACAAGUUGAAACAAGUUGUAACAUGUAUAUGUGGUCAAAUUACGUUCCAAAAGCUUUAUUGCAGUUCUGGGUAGAUCUUGGCGAUAGCAUGCUUUGAUUUUUGCUACGUGGAAAACCUUUCAGCAGCUGAUUUAUGGUGGAUGGGAGGAGAAAACUGUACAGUUAGUGUCACAAAUGUAGAGGUAACACCACAUUCUUUUGAAACCUUGAUAUGUAUUACCUAACCUUAUCUUCAAAACCUUUCUUGUUUAAUAGCACUUGAAAUAUUUAUAGGCUGAAAAUGAAUAGUCAAAGGAGAACAGUUAUACUCUCAACUAGAAAUUAACUAAUGACCAUUUAUGG
This is a messenger RNA of Rubroshorea leprosula, 3773 nucleotides long. The record is from the annotation of a GenBank genome assembly. Lineage: Eukaryota; Viridiplantae; Streptophyta; Magnoliopsida; Malvales; Dipterocarpaceae.